This is a messenger RNA of Guillardia theta CCMP2712, 279 nucleotides long. RefSeq lists its product as hypothetical. Lineage: Eukaryota; Cryptophyceae; Pyrenomonadales; Geminigeraceae. The coding region runs from base 1 to 279 and encodes 92 amino acids. The transcript has a single exon. The record is from RefSeq and is a predicted model, not a curated record.
AUGUCAGUCCUCGCUGUAGCAAAAUCUACAUACAAGGCCAUCAAGAACAUCAUGUCACCCCGAGGAAGCAGCUCCUCAGAAAAACCUGGAGACAAAAAGAAGAAGAAACUUGAUAAAAAGGAAGAGAAACAGCGUAUGAAGGAGAAAAAGGACAAGGACAGGAAGGAUAUGCAGGAGCUCAUGAAGAUUGUUAGAGAGGCAUCCCACGACGGGCACAUCAAGAUUACAGACUCCACCUCGAAAUUCGACAGCUUGAAAAGAAUGUGGCAGCGAGGAUAA